GGGUAUAACUAUGUAACAUGACUUGGGUAUCAACAUCAAAGAUUCUCUCUUGUUUUUUAUUUGUCAUAUUUUUUCAAGGAUGUUGGUCUAGAUCUCAACCCAGUGUGAACUGCACCAGUUUGGAUUGUACAAUUAACAUCAGUUGUACGGUCAUCAAUCUUGACUAUGUGGACUGCAAUUGGACCACAGCACAAAUGUGGGAGAUGAACUACACCUUCAGUAGUGUAUUUCAGAGGCAAGGUUCAUAUCAGGAGUGUUCAGAGUACCUUCAAGAGCAUGGUCAUAAUGUAGGCUGUAGGAUUCCUCUUGAAGAUCAAGCACAAAGGUUCAAUUCUAUCUAUACAAAGCUGUACAUGGGAAGUAAUCAGUUCAUCUCUAGAAAUUACACAACUCUCAAAGAAAGAGUGAAGCUCAACUCCCCUUAUAACGUCUCUGCCAAAUGGAAUUCCAAAGAUGAGCUGUGCCUGCAUUGGGUGAACCUUGUUAAGAAGGUGUCCUGUGUGGUCAAUAUGGUUCGCUAUCGGAGAGACGCUGACCCAUGGCAGAGCCACACUGCAACAGGGCUGUCCUCUCACUACUGCAUAUCUCAUGCCUCCAAGCUAGCUGUUUAUACUUUCCAAGUAAGGAGCAAUAUGAAGGAGGCCUGCGGUCCUUCAGAGCUUUGGAGUGACUGGAGUGAUCCAGUUCACUGGAGAAACUACACAGCAAGCACAGAAGAAUCACAGUUUCAGGAGUGGCUGCAAGUGUUUGCCUCUGUGUUGGGUGCCAUUAUUCUUAUCGGCCUUGCUGUGCUUCUGUGCUAUUAUGAAAGGAUAAGGGUCGUUUUACUUCAUGUGGUACCUGACCCAAGCAAGAACCUGCAGAAUUUGUUUCAGAAAUACAAUGGGAAUGUCGAGAGCUGGGUUCAUGUCUCCCGAGAGCUGAAGGAGGCUUUCGACCCAGACUACACAGAUGCUCCCUGUGUCGUGUGCGAUCCCAAUGACACACCUGAGCCUCCAGGCCGGGAUGGGCCUGCGGAACAGCCUUCCUCUUAAGCUGAUCUACUGUGUUCCUCAUAUUUUGGCCAAGUUGCUAUCAGCAAGCACCUUGUGCAUAAUUUGGAUCCACUUAUUUAGUGUAACAAUAUAUGAGCAGGUCUUAGGCUGUAAAGUGAGAGAAACAUUUUUUGGUUAUUUUAUUAUUCAUGUCUUUGUUUUGUGUGUUAUAAAUGGUUGGUAGUCACUAGGCUGACAGAGCAAAAACAUGAUGAGUGAAAAAUGAGGGUCCUCCAUGUGUAACUGUUUUAACCAGCAUCUGUAUUUGUAUUUUCCUCAUUCUGCAAUUGUCAUGAGAACUGAAACUAAACCAAAGCAAAGGAAAGAAUGUUAUUUAAAUAAUUUUGACAGAACAUCUACUUCUACGAAGACUACUAUGUCACUUAAGUGAUUUUUUUUGUAGUAAUUUCCUAAGCUAAGAUUUUUCAAAAGGUACUUAGGUUCAUAAAAUAAUAAAGCAAUUUCUUUAAGUUA
Electrophorus electricus (electric eel) is the source of this 1508-nucleotide messenger RNA. RefSeq names its product interleukin 2 receptor, gamma b (gene il2rgb). Lineage: Eukaryota; Metazoa; Chordata; Actinopteri; Gymnotiformes; Gymnotidae. The record is from RefSeq and is a predicted model, not a curated record. Gene Ontology annotation, molecular function: cytokine receptor activity; protein binding. Gene Ontology annotation, biological process: cytokine-mediated signaling pathway; immunoglobulin mediated immune response. Gene Ontology annotation, cellular component: external side of plasma membrane.